AUGUCGUCCAGUGACCAGCCUCAGAAGAUCCCAGAAGAUAGAGCUGGGCAAGACACCCAGUUCACGCCGAGGCCGCCUUCAUUCGCCGGCUCUGGAGCAACAGACUCGAGACAAUGGGAAGAGCCAACAGCACUAGACACUACAAUCCGGCGAGACUAUGGAACCCUGAACAGCGGGGUCUAUGCAUCAAGCAGCCAGAGACCACGCAGCGGACAACGAAAUGAUGAAUCCCAAGAGUCUUCUGGCGUCCUACCUAUAUCCCCACAAGCUUCCAGGCGGAAACCUCCCAUGAGAAGAGUCUCAACCCGGAAACAACUGCCUCAUCGAGGCGAACAAUUCUCGGUGGACGAUGACCCUGACGAAGUCGAAGUUGACAGAGAGUUUCAGACAACACCCAAUACACAGUCCUUUCCGUCUUUGACCCGAUCACAAUCCACCAUUCGUCGCAGAACUGCGGCCGCACUCCCGCAGUUACCACGUGUUGAUUCCGCAGAAGAGGAGGCCGAGGAGACGGUUCAACAGGAGUCUGCUGCAGCACCGCCACCAGCUGAAGAAACCGAUCCUGAAGCAGAAGGCGAAGAAGAAUUGGAAGACUCUGAGGAGGCGAACCUGAGUGAUGCGGAGAGCUUCACCUUGAAAGAUCGACAGUUGGCCAUCAACGAGACGCAUCCAUUUGGCAUCAGGAUUUGGAAGCCCGCAUUAUACAAAAAAUCCAGAUCAGUCGAGAAGGGUGCGGAGGAGGACAUUCAUUCCUCACCCAGUCAGAUUGUGAGCACCUGGUUGUGGUUCUUCAACUGUCUGUGGACGGUUCUGUUCGGCUGGUGGCUGAGCGCUGCAGCGCUUUUCGGAGCCUUAGUCUGUUACUUAUUUGCCUUUGACCCUAGUGCGGCUGCAUAUGGCGGAGUCUUCUUGGGCCUUGCUCGCUACCUUUUCUGGCCCUUUGGAAAGUUCGUAAGACUCGAGCAAGAUGAAAAUUAUGCCGAGGAAGACGAAGGCGAAGGCCGCAGCAUCAGCGAGUACGAACGAUGGCAGAGUGGAGAUCUGGAGUAUGGCCGACUUAUGUUUGGGCCCACCCUUACUCACACUGGAUCCAUCGUUGGCAGACAUCGAAACAGUGUCGACUCUGCGAGCGAGAGCGACAGCCUCUUGUACCGAAGCGGAAGAGCAGACCGUCAGGAGACCAAUUCGAGCGCCAAAUCCAAACGGCGACUAUUUGGCCGUGGGCAGUGGACACUGGGCAGGGUCAUCUUCUUCAUCUUCUUCUACUUCAAUGUCGCCCCCUUGAUGCUCCUUGUGUCGAUGGUCUGUUGGUUGAUGGUGUUCUGGAUUCCCAUGGGCAGGGUCACCUUGAUCCUAUUCUACCACCUACGGAAACGACCCUUGGCCUUGACGUUCCACCGAGAUGCCUCGCUUGCUAGAAGCUCUACCAAGCCCUCGUCAAUCCUGCUGUGUACUUACCGGGCGGUGGGGAUAAAAUACUGGAAAUACACCGUCGAUGGAACCAACAUCUUCCUCAUCAACUUUCUGGCCAUCGUUGUCUUUGUCAUUUUCGACUACUUCAUCCUCAAGCUUGCAGCUGGUUUAGAUAUCUGGCUGACCAGUCCCGCACUCAUGUUCACACUGGCCCUUAUCUCCAUCAUCCCUCUGGCCUACUUCAUUGGGCAAGCAGUGGCGUCUAUUUCAGCUCAAUCAUCGAUGGGGAUGGGGGCCGCAGUCAAUGCUUUUUUCUCCACCAUCGUCGAAGUCUACCUGUACUGCGUCGCCCUUAACGAGGGGAAAGCGUCAUUAGUGGAGGGAAGUAUCAUUGGCAGUAUCCUCGCUGGUAUACUUCUCCUUCCUGGGUUGUCGAUGUGUUUCGGGGCGAUAAAGAGAAAGACUCAACGCUUCAAUGUCAAGUCCGCUGGUGCGACGUCUACUAUGCUGCUGUUCGCCGUAAUUGCAGCCUUCGGCCCAACCUUGUUCUACAAGAUCUACGGAAGCCACGAGCUCAUCUGCAGGGCGUGUACUGCAGAGGGAGUGGAUACUCCCGCAGAUUGUCGGCAAUGCUAUUUCCGCCAGGUGCCAGCCGUCUCAGAUGACUUCUUCCUGAAAGCCGUACGACCUUAUUGCUGGAUUGCUGCUGUGUUUCUCUUUUCGUCCUACAUCAUUGGCCUUUUGUUUACUCUGCGGACUCACGCUGCCAUUAUAUGGAGCACCGACCUAGAUGAGAAGAAAGUUCAGCCUCCGACGGCUGAUGUGAGUCCGAUGGACACCCGACAUCAAAGCGUAGUCAACUCUCAGAACCUGCCUAGACCCGACGGGUCUUAUCUCCCUCGAUCCGCUAUCAGAGAGUCCCAGCUAUACAAAAAGAUCUUGGGACAGUCUCUGCGAUCCGCCGGGCUUCCAGAUGGCGAUGCGAAUAUUGAACGCGAGCAAUACAGCUCCCACGAAAGCGCGUCACACGUCUCAGCUAUCGACCAGCAUCACCACAAGAGUGAUUUACCUCAUGUGGUCCCGCCUAAAUCGAGUCACGGUUCCGAGGACAUCCGAAGCCCUCCUCUCCCUCCUGUCCUGCCUGGACUAUCUGAAGAAGACAACAAUAACCUGGUUCGACAGGUUGCGGAGUUGGCGGCCACAGCAGCGACGAUUGCCACUCGAGAUGCAGUCAAUCAUCCACGGGCCGCAUCGUAUCAGGCAACUCAUGCUUACAAGCAAGAGACUACAAAACCCCAAAGACCGUCCGUCGUUCGCAGAGAUACUGUGACAGAGGAGGGCAAUGCAAAUGCUGCGACGGACCAAGUUCCUGUGCCUGCUGUUGAGGGUGGUGGUCACGAUGCUCCGAAUUGGUCCAGGGCAAAAUCAUCCAUCAUCUUGCUGACGGCAACGGUUGCUUACGCUAUCGUGGCUGAAAUCCUCGUCGAUACCGUGGAUGUUGUGCUUGAUUCGGUUGAUAUUGAUGAGAAAUUCUUGGGCAUUACCUUGUUUGCUUUGGUGCCCAACACGACGGAAUUUUUGAACGGUAUAUCGUUUGCUAUGAAUGGGAAUAUUGCGCUUAGCAUGGAGAUUGGAUCAGCAUAUGCACUGCAGGUGUGCAUGCUUCAGCUUCCGGCUUUGGUCCUGUUUUCCGCAUUGCGUUGGCCCUUUAUUGACCCACAAAACCUCAUCAACCACACCUUCAAUCUCAUCUUCCCGCAAUGGGACAUGGUGACGAUUAUUCUCUGCGUCUUCCUGCUCAGUUAUAUGUCUGGGGAGGGGAAGAGCAAUUACUUCAAGGGCAGUAUUCUGGUCCUGACGUACCUCGUGGUAGUACUAGGAUUCUAUUUCAGUGGUUUCACAACUCUGACCAUCAUGGGGGUGGAUCCUAACGAUACAUUGGCCAUCAUGUCAAGCAUGGCGUGGCAACAAAAUACACCUGGGCCGAUCCGAGUCCCGAGGGUGGUCAGCGGGAGAGAGUUGUAA
Fonsecaea erecta is the source of this 3438-nucleotide messenger RNA. Its product is annotated as calcium/proton exchanger. Gene Ontology annotation, biological process: intracellular calcium ion homeostasis; calcium ion transmembrane transport. The coding region runs from base 1 to 3438 and encodes 1145 amino acids. Gene Ontology annotation, cellular component: membrane; endomembrane system. The transcript is spliced from 2 exons. The record is from RefSeq and is a predicted model, not a curated record. Gene Ontology annotation, molecular function: calcium:proton antiporter activity. NCBI's taxonomy places the organism in Eukaryota, Fungi, Ascomycota, Eurotiomycetes, Chaetothyriales, Herpotrichiellaceae.